Lachancea mirantina is the source of this 519-nucleotide messenger RNA. Lineage: Eukaryota; Fungi; Ascomycota; Saccharomycetes; Saccharomycetales; Saccharomycetaceae. The record is from the annotation of a GenBank genome assembly.
AUGUUUGGAAACGUAUUUGUGCGCAGAGGACCAGGCAUAGUAGCAGGCAUGGAACCUGCGAGUAUUAGGAGCUCCUUUUCCAGAAGUGGCUUGCCGUUUGGGCUCGCUGCAGGCUCCAGAAGGAUGUAUCAUCCAAAAGUCAUCGAUCACUACACAAAUCCCAGGAACGUGGGCUCCUUCGACAAGAAACUCCAAGACGUGGGCACGGGACUUGUCGGUGCGCCUGCGUGCGGCGACGUGAUGAAACUGCAGAUCCAGGUGGACGACAAGACUGGCGUGAUCAAGAACGUGAAAUUCAAGACUUUUGGAUGCGGGUCCGCAAUCGCGUCCAGUUCGUACAUGACGGAACUGGUACGCGGGAUGACGCUGGAAGACGCCGCCAAGAUCAAAAACACAGAGAUCGCACGCGAACUGAGUCUGCCUCCGGUCAAACUGCACUGCAGUAUGCUCGCCGAAGACGCCAUAAAAGCCGCGAUCAAGGACUACAGGUCCAAGAGAAAGGCUACGGUGUUGAAAUAG